Bombus pascuorum is the source of this 9155-nucleotide messenger RNA. RefSeq names its product cAMP-dependent protein kinase type II regulatory subunit (gene Pka-R2). Gene Ontology annotation, biological process: regulation of protein phosphorylation. NCBI's taxonomy places the organism in Eukaryota, Metazoa, Arthropoda, Insecta, Hymenoptera, Apidae. The coding region runs from base 643 to 1797 and encodes 384 amino acids. The record is from RefSeq and is a predicted model, not a curated record. Gene Ontology annotation, cellular component: cAMP-dependent protein kinase complex. Gene Ontology annotation, molecular function: cAMP-dependent protein kinase regulator activity. The transcript has 8 exons.
GGAGUAGGUCGCCUGCAACGGUAUAUCAAACAUCAAGAGUUUCAUUGGUUCGAAGAAUUCCAUACGUACUGUACGGGGCUAUACCUGAAAGUAGUGGAAAUCGAAUACGUGGUGUACUAUGUGGGAAUUCGUCGUUGGUCUACGAUCUAUAGUUUUGCUCCCGUCCAAUGAUGCUCAAUCUGCCUACUAUUUGCCAGUUAAAUGUUCAGUGCGAUCCUUCUGCUAAUGUCAAGAUCCGCGCCGUGAAAUAGUCGCCAUCUUUGCGACUGAGUCGCAUCCCUGAAUUUGGCCCAUUGCAUGUUCCGCGCAGCUUUAUGUAGCGUUAGAGAAAAAAGAUCAUUGAAAGUUGGUGUCAAAAGGGCAAAGCGGUUUCAGCGAGACCGGAUACCGUUCGAGCUGUGCCGAGAAGUGUUAACCCGGCGCGAAAGUGGGCGGAACGCAUGGGUCUUACGUCCUUUUGGCCUCGCUACAGUUCAUGAUAGGGAAAAUUUCGGCAUUUAAUAAGUGACACACAUCGAAUCUGUGUUGACUGUUCCACGCAGUAAUAAUAAUAUUAACUCGUAAAAUUCGUUGGUUGAGCGUUUACCGGCAUAUGCCAUUCUAGUGUGUGUUUGUUCGAACAUAGUUUGGUGUAAGAAAAAAAUGAGUUGUCAACGUAACGCUGGCAAGAUUACAGUGCCGGACGAGUUGCGGGACGUCCUAUUAGAGUUUACGAUCAGCUAUCUCUUGGAGCAACCAGUGGAUAUUAUCGACUACGCCGUAGGUUUUUUCACGCAACUUCGGGAAAGUCGUCAAACUCAGUUGAUUGAAGCCCCUGCGCAGACCGCCUCUUCUACGCCGGACGAGUCUGUCGAGGAAGAACCACCAAUCGGAAGGUUCCAGAAUAGGAGGAAGAGUGUCUUCGCGGAAGCUUACAACCCAGAAGAUGACGAGGAAGACGAUGGAAUUAAGAUGGUGCAUCCGAAGAGCGACGAGCAGCGGCAGAGGCUCGGUGACAGCGUGAAACAUAUUCUCCUGUUUCGGGCUCUAGACGAGGAACAAAUGGCUGACGUAUUGGACGCGAUGUUUGAGAAAAGCGUGCAACCUGGAGAAUUUAUUAUCCGACAAGGUGACGAUGGUGACAACUUCUACGUCAUCGAGAGAGGAAAGUUCGAAGUGUACGUGAAAGAUCAGCAGUCAGGGGUGGAAUCCAUGAUACAUACGUACGAUAAUCGUGGUGCUUUUGGUGAGCUCGCGCUCCUUUACAAUAUGCCGAGGGCGGCCAGUAUCAAGGCCAUCACGCUUGGUACACUAUGGGCCAUGGAUAGACAAACUUUCCGGCGUAUUUUAUUGAAAUCCGCCUACAAAAAGCGCAAGAUGUACGAAGACCUUAUCAACAAGGUCCCGAUGCUUAAACAUCUCGAGCCAUAUGAGCGUAUGAACCUGGCGGAUGCUCUAGUACCAAAACAGUAUUCAGAUGGCGAGCAGAUCAUCAAACAGGGCGACACAGCUGAUGGAAUGUAUUUUGUCGAGGACGGCGUCGUCAGGAUCACCAUAAUCGGAGAUCACGGCCGCGAAAUCGAGAUUAAUAGAGUUCCCGCUGGUGGGUACUUAGGCGAGUUGGCGCUGGUAACACAUAAACCUCGCGCUGCUUCGGCCUACGCUGUGGGCGACGUAAAGCUGGCCUUUUUGGACGUUGAAGCUUUCGAACGCUUACUUGGGCCUUGCAUGGAACUUAUGAAGCGUAAUAUCGACGAUUACGAAGAUCAACUAGUCAAAAUCUUUGGCAGCAAAGCUAACAUUUCCGAUAUCCGAUGAACUGUUCGCGAGCAGUGAUACGUUGUACUGCUGUACUAAAGACCCGAUACUUUCGUACAGUAAUGUAAAAUGAGCACAAACUUGUACCACCCACUUUAUGAAUCUCAUCCGCGUAUUUUCAAGUAUCAUCUCGAGUCGACUUUCGUAAUGACUGUUCACUUAGACGUAUACCAGUAAGAAACGUCGUUAAUAGUUACCAAGUUUGUACCUAUGACACACAGUGAAGAGAUAACAAAACGUACAGAAAAACAAAAGAAAAGGAAACUAGGCAUUUCGACUGGUUCGUAUCUGCAUCAUACUACCGAAGUAAAUUUUCUAAGACUGCAUCAGAUAAAGAAGUAUUAGCCUAUCUUGUCAUGUGCUCGAAACGUUUACAAGAUAGAAGUCUGGAUACUGAAUAAGAUUUUCAUUGAAUUGUCUGCAAAAAGAAAGAAAGAGAAGUGAAGAAAUACUCGGAGUGAUGCAACGUAUCGACAGACUCACAGAGUUCUUAAAUGAUGUACCUUUAUGCCAUUCUUUAUUCUUGUACUUGACAAUUUAAGAGCUGUAUUCCAUUUUACUGAAAAUGUCAAGAAUCAAUGAAUUAAAUUAUUUCGUAUAUUUCGAUGAUUCAUCGAAGGAGAUGAAGAUACUUUUAGGGUAUCAUACAUUAUACCUUCACAACGUAGAAGAAUUCUUAUUGAUACAACUUAUUGUGGAAAUACUAGCUUAGUUAACAAAUUAAUAGACAAUGAUAUAGACAUACGUGAUAAACAUCCUAAUCGUCAGUGUGUUUUUAACACGAUGGUGAUGAUAAAUCAUAGCUAAAACGCUAUGUUAGAAGAAAUAAAAACGUAAGAAGGCAAAGAGCAUAACAGGCAAGUUAGAACAAUUACCAGUACCUACACGAUUUUUAAAUGCAAACCAACAACUAUCUGAUAUAAGAACACGUGGCAUUUAUGUUCAUCUUUAGAAAGGGGAGGGCUGGGAAUGUAAGAGAAAUAUCAUUUUAAUAUUUAGACAUUUCAUCUAACAAUAUCUGAGUAGAAAGUAUUUCUCUCUUUCUUCCCUAUAUAUUUAAUAGAACGAUUUUCCUUAUUCUCAUGUUCCUAAUUUUAUGGUUUGCUCUUUGCAUUAAUGAAAAAGUAUUGCCAGAUAAACAUAUAUUCGCAUAGCGCACAAUAAAGCAUCGUUUAUUUAAUUGUUUACAUACAUAUACGCGCACAGCAGAUAGCGUUUGAUCUUUGUUGUUCUAUCUGCAUAUAUUAUUUAUACUUGUUAUUGCUUACGAUCGUUUGUUACAAAUUGAAAUAGAACACUUGCCGUAGCGCACAUAAUCAGUAUAUUGUACGAGAAACGAUACAUUUUUCGAUCAAUAAUAUAGUCAAUUGCAUUGAUACAACAUCCAUGGUUACAUCAUUUUACGAGUUAGUUAUUUUUAAAAAUUUACGCCACAUUUUCACAUGAGAGAACAUUAAAGGAAUAGCUAUUUCUUAUUGCAGGCUCGAAUGCACAGCCAUUAUUUUUUAGGAGAUUAUUUAAUUACAUUAUUAAGUGUUUAAAUUUGCAAAAAUCAACGUUCAAUUAUUCUUCAGUUUUAAAUAUUUUAUGGUGUUACUGUGAAAAAGAUGGCUGAGCAGUGUGGUCUCAAAUCAUGUUCAUGUGUGUCUUAUCGGUGAAUCCUGGUAACAAAAAUCGACCAAAAGAAACCUAUAAACCUAUUUUUGUUACACGUGUAUGAUACACGUUAUACAUGUAUGAUAUACGUCUAGCAUCGUGAUAAAAGAAAAAAAAAAAAAGGAAAAAAAGAACAGUUUGAACUAAUUUGAACGUUGUACGAACAAGUGCGUAUGCUAGUCACUUUUUAACGGCCGUCUAUUCGUUGUAUUUUCUCCUCGGCGAAUCGAGAGGAAAAAAAAAAACGGUCAAACGUUUUAUUACUACGAAACAAAAACAACUAUAUAUUCACUGUACGACUGAAACUCAGAAGCGAUAAGCUUUUUAAAUAAUAUCACAAUCACGGAGGAGAAAGGAGGAGGAGACUAGUAAUGUGAGAACGAAGGAAAAAUAAUGUAGCAAUAGAAAUUUGCUAGCGAAAUGUUGUGUUAUUCACUUUUAUUUUCGAAUUUUUCUAUUCUCGUUAAGUUUGCUCGUUUUUAUCGAAGUCUAAGUUUUUACAAAAUGAACGACGAAAUAGAAGAAGAAGAAGCACUGUUCUGGUCUGAAUUCCUGUUAUCCGUGCCAUUGUAUUCAGUUGCUUUCGAGAAUUCAGCAGCGAAGCUUUAGCCGUGGUUCUUAGUCUUCCACCGUGUCUCCAGGCUGUGAUAUUAUUUUCGACGGAGUAUUUCAGACAGAUGCCUCUUAUUACUACUGCUUCCAACAAGAAAAUAAAAAGGACAAAAAAAUGACAAAAAAAUUAAAAGAAGUAAAGAAAGAAUAGGACUCUAGAAUCUAUCAGAAUCAAGGAAUUUCCGAACUAUAUCGAAUCGAACUUUAUUGACUGUUGGUUGCAUCGUUAAAAUGAGUGAAUCAAAAGUUCCAAUCGACGCGAGUCGUGACUCGAUCGUUUAUGUCGAAACAAAGGAAAAUCGGGCAAUUAAAAACGAGAAAAGAAGAGAUAUAUACAUACAUACACGACACAUAGGUAUAUAAAUAUAAAUAUAAAUAGAUAAAUAGGUGUAUGUAUAUUUAUAUAUAUUUAUAUUUAUAUAUAUAUAUAUAUUUAAUAUAGUGGAAGACUAUUCUCGCACACCGAAUUGAGAAGUAUAUUUAGACGGAGUACUUAUCUGUGCGGAGCCAACAUUCGGAUAAAUUAAAUGUAAACGCUUAAGUAGAGUCAACCCAAUUUAAAUUUACUGUAUGUAUCUAACAAGUGUGGUCUCUCUCUCUCUCCUACGUGUUGCGUGUUGCCCUUUCGUGUGUGUGACGACCGAGCCAGUAAAUUUUUAUUCCAUGAUUAGCAUGAACUGUUAUCGUCAGUUUUUUUCGUCUGUGCGGUUGUAUGUUUCGUGUCAUCGUUACUGAAAGUAAUUGCGUCGUAUAAAAAGAGAAAAAGAAAAAAACAUAACUAACAACCCGUAAUUAAGUGCGCUGCGAAUGAAUCUCACUUGUAAUUCUAAUACACGUUACUUCACUGUGCCACACAGGGUUCCUUUCCUCGGUUGCUUCCGGAACAGAGAAACAUUCGAUCGUGCGUGAAUUUGAAGCGUGCCAGGUUGCUUCAAAUCGGCACGAUCUCGCUCGUUCAUCGCCAAUCUAGUCCAAAGCGUUUAAAAGAGAAUAUUCCUUGACUAAUUGAGCGUACCAAGCUAGGUAGUGGAUUAUUCUACUGAUCGCAUACCUUCGAAGCGUUGACAAUACUGUUCUCAUAAAAAUACAAAGUGCACCAUCAAUGAUACUACAACGGUUUGGCAAUAGUGUAAUCUAUCUGACUUACGAAAAAGAGAAUCGCUUGGUCUUUGUCGCAAUUAAUUAUUUAAUCAUGAUGAAAUGUCAACGCGUUAACCGUAUGUAUCAGCAUAAUCCUGUUCCCCGUGUACGAUUUCCGUUUUUCAUGCAUACUACUAUCGACGGCCGUUCUAGAAAAGCUCAUACUGUUACGCGUUGGCAUGCGUGACGCUUGCCUAAGCGUAACAGUCUCUUAGCAUCGGACCAAAUAUCUUUAAACAAGAGGAAAAGAAACCGGAGCAAUGGAGCUUGUGCGACUAUUUUCUUCGCGCUUUCCUCUCUAUUUCUGUCUCUCGUUAUUUCUAAUUGUGUUGUAUCUAAGGGAAAAGAUAGUGCGCUGAGCUAUAAAUAGGCUAUUGUAAAUGUAUUUGAAAUGCACGACCGUAUGUCUAAAGUAAUAACUAAAAAAAAUCAUAAAGAUAUUCGUCGUCUCACUGUUCCCAUGUGUAAAGUAGCCAUCGAUAAAAAAUCUUGCCCUCGAUGCUACUCCCAUUACUAAGCGAUAUUUGUUCUAACAACUUGCAGCAACUUUGUAUGAAGAUGUGUAUAUGUAGCUUAACGUUAUGUUAGAGAAGGUACCGGAAGGGGCAAAAGUGCCGAGGGUUAAUGAGAUCAUCCUCUUCGUACUUUUGACGAGUUAAAUCAAAGCAAUACGAGUAAUGCAACUCGAUUGCGUAUCGACAAUCGUCCGAUAUCAUCGCAUGAAAGUCUCACAAUAUAUAAACUGUCCAUACAUCUCUCCGUCAUUUAUCGGUCGUCUCUUGAUUAUCAUUUUCAUUAUUAUUAUUAUUAUUAUUAUUAUUACUAUUAUUAUUAUUAUUAUUAUUAUCAUCAUUAUUGUUGUUGUUGUUAUUAUCAUUGAACAUGUAUUUCCUGUGGCACAAUCGUUUCCUCGGUAAACGGGCGUGUCGUAAUAUUAUCAUGAUGCGAUCGCAUCGUUCAAAUAUCACAUUCUUUGCUUAAUCUGACAGCGAUGAUGUGACGUGACGUAUUAUGGGAUUGAUGUUGUAAACCAAUUGUAUAAAUCGCAUGCAGGCCAGCGAAAUUUAAUCGUGAUAUAUUUCAUAUUGAAACUAGAACGUUGCGGAAGAGAUAUCCCUGAUUUUUUCGUAUGUUAAUAUCCUGUCUUGUUAGAUCUUUCGAUUGUACAAGCAUACGCCAUGCGAAAAAUGUUCUACUCGUCUAAUGAAUGUUUAAUGGAUAUACAUAUACAUUUAUAUAUAUAUAUAAAUAUAUAUAUGUAUGUAUAUAUGUAUGUAUGUAAUUUUCCAAAUGUUGAACGAUAUUCGGCGUUCUGUGAAGAAAAAUACGAAGCGGAUAAAAUUGAUCAGCGUUAUUCUUCUAAUUUCAUUCGUCUGAACAAUUACUAUACUAGUAAACAUGGAAAGGACGUUGGAACAAAAGAAACGCGCAAUGAUCAAUAUGAAAUUGGCAGAAUAAGAGGAAGACUGGCUUAGAUAGUUUUUAUUUAACGUGUAAAGCGAUUGUUCCAAUUUCGCGACAUCUAUUAACUUGUGAAGUGAGUGUGUGACUGAAACGUGACAGUUCGUUGAUCGUCCUGUUAUUGGAAUUACGUUACGCAUCUACAGAGAAAAGAGAGCAUCUUAAGACGAAUCAAGAAACGCGAUAUUAUGAUCCUCGAUGACAUGCUAAACAUUAAGCUGAAUUAUUGUAAUCCUAUCAGGGUAUUGUAUGUCAAAGACGUGGACGCAUUAGAACAAGAGAGACACUAUGAAUUGCGGAAAUCCUUGAGGAACCGUCAGGUUCAUCAACGGAUGGCUCAAUAACACUGAAAGAUUUGAAAAUACACAAAGAUACUGCUAGUUUGAAUUACAUCAUUCCGUGCGGUUUCGAGUAUACUUAACAAUAGUUAAUUGAGCUUCUUCUGUCUAGGAUCGUAAUUCGUUUUCCUCAUUUUAUGCGUUUACAAAAAAGAUUUAUCAAACAUUUGCUAUGCGUUUCGUUCGCGAAAGGAAUUGCAGUUUCAAACAAAGAAAAAUUCUGUAAUAAUUUAAAGACACAUGCUAUAUAGGAUGUCCCAGGUUUUUUCAGCUUUGUGAAUUUUAUUGUCAGUUUUAUGAGUAAAAAUAAUAGUUCAUUAACUGGUUUAAUGUUAGUUAUAAUGAUUAAGUGAGCAUGAUGAAUAAAGUCGAGGAAAACUAGUUCUUUAAUUGUGUAAUGUAUCCGUAAUGUAAAAUUUAAGUUCUCAUGUAUUUUUAUAAAAACACGCAACAUUUUAAAAUGAAAUUAAACGAAAAAUCAAUUCAUUAUUAUAUCGUAUUUUUGUUAUAACUUUUUAAUCAAAUUAUUGUUAUUUUUACUCAUACAAUAUGCUUGAACCAUUCGGCGGAGAAAAAUCCGGGACACUGCAUAAUUUUAGUAAUGUUAUUAUAUACAUAUAUUUAAAAAAUAUCGAGUAUUGUUUGUAAUGUUGUAAUUGUGUAUUGAUUGCGUGUCCAUCCAAGUAUAGAGCCGUAGUUUCGUGAUCGCGAGACACACUCUUCUGUCCUCAGUCCUCAGUUAUAUUUCAUGAUGCUCAGGCCGCAUCGUUUUCGCACGAUUUCGAAGCGAGCUGGUAAUAUCGCUUCGGUGCACGGUCCACGAGAUGAUGUGUACGUUUUAAGCUGGAUUUAGAUUUUAUACACGUAUACGCUUGCGUAAGAAGGUCCCGGGUUAUAGGGGAAAAAAAAAGAAAACAAAGCAAAAAAAAAAAAAGGAAAAGGCAGAAAAGUGCGUUGUAAACUAUAUAAAGAGGCGGGGAGGAGAAAAAAAGGGAAUAGUAAUUAUUAUAACGUACUUAACGGUUUUUGUUUCACGAUGUGUUGUAGCGUAAUACAAACGUGCACAUACGUAUUAAUAUACAUAUAGAUAUAUUAUAUACACAGAAUUAUAUAUUAGAUAUAUCAAUAUACAUAUAUGUUAAGACUCGUAUCCAGCUGGUCUGAUCGGGUAUUAUUUUAACGAUUUAAUUAAUUGCGUUAACCUGGCAGCGAUGCGAUUGCGAGUAACACAUUGAAAGAGGUGCGUGCAAUCACAUAGUUCAAUUGUAUAGCGUAUCUACUUGUCGUUUCGAUAACAGAUUCGAUGAUCUGUAGUCCAUCGGCAAUGAAAGUAAAAUGGAGUACUGGUUAAUACUUCUGUUAUUCAAUUCAUAAAGAUAAUUAUAUACGUUCACAGCAUGAUCGAAAAAUUACCAUCAUUUGUACAUCAAAUGAUUACCAAGGAGAUUGGCGUACGAAAUCUCUUUAAGUUAACUUUAAUUUAUUGUACGUUUCAUAAAGUAUUGAUAUACGAAAGAAUACAAGCUUAAUCAACUAUUCUACCCGUUUAUUCAUAAUGUAUCAUAUUAGUUUAACCGAGAGAUACACAACACACACGAGCACCGGCACACGCAAUUCAAUUCAGCAUCUGCAAGUGGUGUACCAAUUCACUGAAUUUCUUAGUGUCAAGUUAACAUAUAUUAUCAUUUACCGUUUGUUGUUUUGAGCUACCACUUUUUUGAAACGUCAUCAGAUACAUACAGUGGAGAACUUUGUGGUGUGCUUAUGCAUAUUCGAUUAAAUAAUAACGUUCUUUUACAGCAUCACUGCCGGAUUAAGUAGCGGUGUUACUAUCUUUUCAAUAAAUGUACCUAAUUUAACAUUAUGGGUUUGGGUACAAAAGUAUUGUCUAAACAUAUUGAUUUUUAGUUGACCGUACAAAUUUGUUGCAAUAGUCACUUUUCGGAUAUCUUGCUCUCAGAUACUUACUCGAUGCUCACAAUGGUACAUACAUGCCGGUAUAUAAUAUUACCGCUACUAUUGUGACCAAUCGUUUACUUACCUGUUUAUUUAAUUAAAAGGCAUUUGUAUUUAGGAGCAAGAUAUAUUAAAUUACACUGUACUAUGUGUUGAUAGUAUGAUAGUAUAAUAAAAAUAAUAUAUAAUAAAUGA